Messenger RNA from Symbiodinium natans, 720 nucleotides. The record is from the annotation of a GenBank genome assembly. NCBI's taxonomy places the organism in Eukaryota, Dinophyceae, Suessiales, Symbiodiniaceae.
AUGGUUUCACAUCGGAAGGGUGUCAAGUUUAAACCUGCGGCUUGCGUCAGCCGCAACCAGACGCUCCAAGGCCGAUUGAAGCCUCUGCAAAUUGCGCAAUCUAGUCCCGCCACGCCGUUCUGGGGUUCUUUGGAUCGACAAGGCAGCAUCUUGCGCUAUGUGCCGGAUUUUGCAUCAAGCCGAGCAGAGGACUGGCUUCGACGCCUCCGCUCAUUGCCGUUCACACAGGGACGAGUGAAGGUGUUCGGCAAAGAAUACGAUGAACCCAGAUUGACUUGUUACUUUGGAGACAAAGCCUACAAGUACUCGGGGAGGACCAUCAAGCCCAAGCCGUGGUCUCGUGCUCCGGUCCUCCAGGAGAUUCGAAAGGAAGUGGAGAAGGUCACAGGUGAAACAUUCAAUUCAGUGCUAUGCAAUAAGUACAGGAAUGGAAAUGACACAGUGGGAUGGCACGCUGAUAAUGAAUCAAUCUAUGGCCCGCAACCCACUAUCGCAUCAGUCACCCUGGGCGCGGAGAGGGACUUUGAUCUGAAAGAAUGUGGUGGAAGACGUGAUGCUAAAGCUGGCAGGAUUCGUGUGCGUCUGGGACAUGGUAGUCUUCUGGUAAUGUCUGGAGCUACGCAGGAAUGCUGGCAACAUUCACUACCGCGACGCAAAGGAUUGAAGGAAGAGCGCAUCAAUCUGACCUUUCGCAAAGUCAUCGCUGGAGCCAUCGCUUGA